UGUCGCCGUGAAAUCCGCUCGACGCUGCUCGAAACCAGAAGCAGCAGCUCUGCGUGGAUUCACAGCUUUUCCUCCCCAAUCAGUCUUUUUCUGUGUUUUUCACAGCAAACAGCCUCGGAGGGUUUUUGUCCCGAAGUCGACAGCGGCAUCAUGGCGUCCGGAGGCUCCAUGAUGAACGGGGACAUCUCCCGCUCCCCCACGCAGCCGGGCACGCUGGAGGAAACGCUGCAGCAGAUGAACAUCCUGAUCCAGGAGAACCGGGAGCUGAAAGAGGCCCUCCGCCAGACCAACCUGUCCAUGAAGGAGCGCUUCGAGGGGCUGUCCGUGUGGAAGGAGAAGCAGCGGGAGGAGCGGCACUUCCUGGAGAACCGGCUGGAGGAAGCCCGAGGCCGCAUGGAAACGCUGAACCUCCAGAACCAGGAUCUGACCAGGAGGCUGGAGGAGGCGGGAGGAGCGCCGGGAGAGCUGCAGGGGGUUUUGUCGGACCAGAGCGUGGAGCUGCGGGCCCUGCGGGCCCAGGUUGCUCGUCUGCAGGCGGAGAAGAACGACCUGGUGGCCAUGAACUCUGAGCUGCAGCUGAGGGCCGAGCAGGAUUCCCGGGAAGACUCGUUCAUCGAAAUCAUCAGCGUGUCGGACGGAGGCGUGGAGGGCGUGAAUGAGGCGGUUGGCGCCGAGCGCAGCAGGCGUCCCGACCUGAGCAUGAUCGCGUCCCGCCUGGACAACGAGGAGGCGACGGUCAGCCAGCUGCUCCAGUCCCUGAGGAACGAGACGCAGAAGGGGGAGCGGCUGCAGGCCGAGCUGCAGGCGUACGCCGCCAGAAUCAAAGAGCUGGAAGAAGCGAAGGUAAACGUGGAGGAGAUUUCAACACAAACAGCCCAGCCAGAAAGCACCGAGGGCAAAGAGGAGAAGGCGGCGUCGGAGGUGGAGAACCUGAAGUCUCAGAUGAUGACGCUCUUCAAAGAGCUGCAGCAGGCGCAGAGCAAGCUGGACGAAGCGGAAGGCAUGAAGAAGAACCUGCAGGACAGGUGUCGGGAGGUGGAGCAGGACGUGGCCACUCUGAAGUCGCAGCUGGUGGAGAAGCAGGCGGUGCAGGCGGAGAACGAGCGGCUGAAGCUGCAGCUGGGCAGCAUGCAGGCGCAGGUGGCGCUGGAGCAGAGGAAGGCCGAAGAGGAGAGGAAAAACCUGGCCCAGCUGAAGGAUGCCUACACCAAGCUGUUUGAAGACUACAACGAGCUCAAGGAGGAGAAGAAGAAGAGAGAGGCUCAGCUGGUGGAGAAGGAGCAGGUGGAGGAGCUGCAGCAGCGGCUGGCCGCCGCCGAAGAGGCUCUGGCGGUGAAACAGAGCAAGAUCGACGAAAUGAAGCAAGACAUGUUCCAGAAGGAGAAGGAGCUGGAAACCAUCUCUGUCUUCCAGGCUCAGGCGGAGGUCUACUCCUCGGACUUCUACGCAGAGCGAGCGGCGAGAGAGAAGCUCCACGAGGAGAAGGAGCGUCUGGCCACUCAGCUGGAGUACAUCAAGAAGCAGAACAGCCAGCUGCAGGAGGAGAUGGACUCUCUGGGCCGGCGCUCGCUGAACGAGAUGCAGAGAAGACACGUGGCGCCGGGAGGAAGCCCGCAUGGAGCCGGGCCGGCUCUGGUCGGAAGAGGAGCAGCCGCUGACUGGCAGCAUCAGGAGAACAUUCCUGAACACGCCUGUCCCAAAUGCAACGAGAUCCUGCCCGACCUGGACUCCCUGCAGAUCCACAUCAUGGACUGCAUCAUCUAGACCCGUCACCUCUCGCAAAGCGCGCCGUCGGCGCCUGAAUCCAAGUCUUCCUCUGCUCUGGCCUGUUCUUCCCGCCUCGGAUCCCAGCGACGCCACUCCGCAGACCCCACGCUUUCCCGAAGGAGGAGCCGCCAGCUUUCACAUCUGGAAACAUAUUUAAACAUUUAACCAUACGUAGAUAAGAUAGUAAAGCCUGUCCACUCCUGGGCGCAUUUCAUCUGAACACUGGAAACAAGCUGAAACUAUUCAGGGCAAAACUAAACCUGUACAUGCAAAAUAAAACCUGUGUGAACCUUUGACAGCACCUGGUAAGAUGCUGUCCGACACACACCGAUUCUUCAACCAAAGCUGAGCCUUCACAGGUUGCUUUUGUUAACUAAAUAUUUAGUUGAUGAAGGUUGUUUUUUCUAUAUUUUAAUGAAGGCUUCUUUUUCAAUUUAAAGUGAAAUCCUCUCUAUUUUUCCUCAGAGACAAUAUUUGUGUUGUUGAUGUUGGGGGGGAAAAGAAUAUGCAAUAGGCACUUUAAUACGAACAGUGUGUUUUAUUUUGACUCUGCAGGUGGUAAAUUAGAGCGUAAUAUAUUUACCUUGUUAAGCUGGAGGUUCUGUAAUUCUUCUAUGUUGUAAUUCUGUGAAAGAAAAUAAAUGAUUGAAAAGUUU
Salarias fasciatus (jewelled blenny) is the source of this 2423-nucleotide messenger RNA. It is a transcript of the gene optn, whose product is annotated as optineurin. The record is from RefSeq and is a predicted model, not a curated record. The transcript is spliced from 13 exons. The coding region runs from base 151 to 1764 and encodes 537 amino acids. Gene Ontology annotation, biological process: Golgi ribbon formation; regulation of canonical NF-kappaB signal transduction; protein localization to Golgi apparatus. Gene Ontology annotation, molecular function: K63-linked polyubiquitin modification-dependent protein binding. Gene Ontology annotation, cellular component: Golgi apparatus; cytoplasm; nucleus. NCBI's taxonomy places the organism in Eukaryota, Metazoa, Chordata, Actinopteri, Blenniiformes, Blenniidae.